This is a messenger RNA of Maudiozyma saulgeensis, 951 nucleotides long. The record is from the annotation of a GenBank genome assembly. NCBI's taxonomy places the organism in Eukaryota, Fungi, Ascomycota, Saccharomycetes, Saccharomycetales, Saccharomycetaceae.
AUGCCUGCAAACAUCCAGAAAAGGACUCCGAAGACUAACAGUAGCCAUGGACAAGUGUCAGAAAAUGGUCAAUCUAAGGUUAAAGUAACACAUACUACAAAGCGCAAACUAUAUACUUGGCAUGAGAUCCCAGAUUGGCAAAAGGAUAAUGAAUUUAUUCAUGGUGGUUACGUUAAAGAAACUAAUAGUUUUACUGAAUGUAUAAAUAGUUUGUUUUACUUACAUAAUGAAUCUGUGAAUAUCUAUAGUCAUUUGAUCCCCGGUUUAAUAUCUUUAUUACUAAUUUUAAUUGAUAAAUAUUGUGUCCCUAAAUUCAAUACUACAACUAUUACAGACUAUCUUUUUAUUGAUCUAUUCUUUUUUGGUGCUUUUGCAUGUUUGACAAUGAGUAGUACCUUUCAUUGUUUAAAGAGUCAUUCUCCAGGUGUGGCAAAAUUCGGUAAUAAAUUGGAUUAUUUAGGUAUAGUUAUAUUGAUUUCGACUUCUAUGGUUAGUAUUCUUUACUAUGGUUUCUAUGAUAAUUCAUAUAUGUUCUACACUUUCUCUAGUAUUACCUUAUUAUUUGGGUUUGCUUGUGCCUUUGUCUCAUUAGAUGAAAAAUUCCGUUCAAGAGAAUGGCGGCCUUAUAGAGCUACCAUGUUUGUCCUGUUUGGUUUAUCAGCAUUCCUUCCAAUUGGUGCAGGAUUGAUUCAUUAUGGUUCUCAUGAAACUUGGACUAGGGUUCAACUUAAAUGGAUUAUACUAGAAGGGGUCUUCUAUAUAUUUGGUGCCUUCCUUUACGGUGGAAGACUUCCUGAAAAAUUUAAUCCAGGUCACUAUGAUAUGUGGGGUCAUUCACAUCAAAUUUUCCAUGUUUUAGUCGUUGUGGCGGCAUUAUGUCACCUAACAGGUUUAAUUAAAAGUUAUACGUAUGUUCAUACUUAUAUGCUUCCUGUUAUGAUUCAAACAUAA